This is a messenger RNA of Aspergillus heteromorphus CBS 117.55, 1034 nucleotides long. Its product is annotated as DNA replication protein PSF1. The coding region runs from base 179 to 853 and encodes 224 amino acids. The record is from RefSeq and is a predicted model, not a curated record. Lineage: Eukaryota; Fungi; Ascomycota; Eurotiomycetes; Eurotiales; Aspergillaceae. The transcript has 3 exons. Gene Ontology annotation, biological process: DNA replication; DNA strand elongation involved in mitotic DNA replication. Gene Ontology annotation, cellular component: GINS complex.
CUCCAUCUGAUACAGACUAAGAGCCGUCAACCCGGAACGAAUACUAGCAACAUAUUCUUGACAUCUACUUUUUCGGCUGUAUAGUACCUACCAUCAAUCGACACGCGUGCCGACACGACCCGCACUUCGAGGACCGACCGCCAAAAGCAGAUGUACACCUCGUGAAACAUCCAUCAUCAUGUACGGCGAACAUGGCAAUAAAUUAGUCCAACAUGCCAAACGCACCCAGGCCCUUACCCAUCUCCCUCCAUAUCAAACCGAACUGGUCCGCGCCGUAGCUCGCGAAGUUCGCGACCUCGACCGCGACGUGGCCCACCUCCUCUCCCCCUUCGAAGGCAGCUUCAAUCCCUCCCAAGACCCAGCCACCGCGUGUGCCCUCCUCGUCGAUCACCUCUGCAUGCGCCGCAACAAGCGAUGCCUCCUCGCCUACCAUCGCGUGCGUACCGAAAAGCUCGAGGAACUGUGCUGGACGGGUGUGGAUGUGCUGGAACAGCAGCUACCAACGGCAGAGGAAGGGCCCGGAGGUGCGUCAGGCCAGGGAGCGGGCGGGUACGGGGCGGCGAUGGCAUCCGCCAGUGGGAACCAUAGCUCGCUGAGUCCCGAGGAAGAGGAGUAUUUUCGGCAGUAUAGUGAUCUACUGGCGGCUUAUAAGGGACAGUGGACGGACGUUGAUCUGACGGGGACUUUGGAGCCCCCGAAGGAUCUGUUUAUUGAUGUGAGGGUCUUGAAGGAUGCGGGCGAGAUUCAGACCGAGUAUGGGGUGAUCAAUUUGACCAAAAACAGCCAGCUCUACGUGCGGCAAGGGGAUGUCGAACGGUUGAUCGCGCAGGGGUUUCUGGAGCGACUGGGCUAAAGGCGAGCGAAGAGUUUCAGAUCAUGCACGUUUUGUUUUAUGAUACCCAUUGAUUAAUGCAUGAGAAUGGAAUGCUGGUCCUCCGUAGUCUCCUGGGUGCUACUUAGUACGCUGCACGCCUGCAAGGUAGCUACUUAGCUAGUACUUAUUAUCAAAUUGCGUAGAGUAAUACGGCAUCACA